AUGUCUGAUACAUUCGGUGAUAUCAUCAAUGGUGCUGCAGGCACAGCACAGGGUAGGGAGGGAACAACAGUCCAGACCCUGGUCAUCUCAGUUGCGGCUGGCUUUGUUCUUUUCGCUGUGCAAUUCGGGGCAUUUCUAAUUGUACGAAACUACCUAUGGGCAAAACGAAUCUAUCAGCCAAGAUCUUUCUUGAUCCCGUCCAGAGACAGGGUGAAACCGCCACCCAAUAAUCCAUUCAGAUGGCUCUGGCUGUUGUUAAAGACCUCAAACGACAAAGUCUUACGCAAAGCAGGAAUGGAUGCUUACUUCUUCGUCCGGUACUUGGGCAUGUGCUUGAAGAUGUUUUGUCCCAUGGCUCUCAUCAUCCUUCCCAUCUUAAUUCCAAUCAAUUAUUCGAAUGGUAAAGGCACGAAUACAAUCGGAGAUACGCGCUAUAAUGUCACCGGCCUGGAUACACUUGCCUGGUCCAACGUUUCACCUCAACACACCGAUCGUUAUUGGGCGCAUUUGGUCCUGGCCGUCGGUGGCAUCGCCUGGGUGUGUUUCUUGUUUCAUCACGAACUCCUGCACUAUGUCGCCAAGCGUCAGGAUUAUCUUAGCAGUCGACGUCAUCGCUUAAAGGCUUCGAGCACCACUGUUCUGAUCAUGGACAUACCCAGUAGUCUGUGCACAACAGAAGCUUUGAUGAAGCUUUACGACGAUUUUCCUGGGGGUGUACGAAGAAUAUGGCUCAAUCGAAAUUUUGAGUCACUUGCCAAUAAGGACCAGAUGCGGAGGAACUACGAGCAUCGACUGGAGAAUGCCGAAACAAAUCUCAUUCGUAAAGUGAUCAAAAAGCAUCGGAAGACAGGAAAAGAGGCCGGUGGUGGGGAUUCGAAUGAGAUGUCAGAACCUAAAGAAGGCUCUGAAACUGCAUGCCAUCCUGACCGGGAGCCUCAUUCUGCUGAAGGAGUAAUUGAGAUUACAACUCAAGCGGAUUGCGAGAAUGAUCUUCAACAUGACCUGAGUACAAAGGCCCUGUGGACUAAGUUCAUUACCCCUAAGCAGCGACCUACUAUGCGAAUACCUCGACCUGAUCAUCCCAUAAUAUGCAAAAUUCCUCUCAUUGGUCGCUUCUUCUCACUCAAGGUGGAUACCAUUUACUUCUGUCGGCGGGAACUUGCACGCCUUAACCGAGAGAUUGAGAUGGAUAUAGAGGAAGCAGAUAGCUGCCCACAGAACGGAUCGGCUUUCAUCCAAUUCAACGAUCAGAAAGCGGCACAUAUGGCAUGCCAAGCAGUCGCUGCUACAGCACCAGGACGAAUGGCACAACGAAAUGUUGAGAUGUCACCAGCGGAUAUCAACUGGUCCACCCUGAACCAUACUAGGCAGAAUCGAGCUGUCCGACUUGUCAUUUUUGUCUUGUUAUUCCUGGUGCUCCUGUUUGUUUUUGGUCUGAUAUCGUUCUUCACCGGACUGCUUUCGAGAAUUUCGACAUUGGCCGACUCAACUUCAUGGCUACGAUGGAUCGGUACGCUACCUCGCUGGCUCUUGUCUUUCAUACAAGGUACUCUUCCUCCAGUCAUCCUCGUUAUCCUCUUGAGUGGCCCAACACCGAUUGUUCUCCGUGCGAUGACAAACAGUACUCGUGGCGCCACAACUGGUUCUCGAGGCGAACGCUCCCUCCAACUUUGGUACUUCAUUCUUUUGCUCUUCGAGGUUUUCAUCAUACCAACCAUCUCUUCUGGGCUCACUAGUAUUGUGCAAGAACUGAUACAUAACACGGCAUCGGUUCCUGAAAUUCUGGCCACGAAUUUGCCAACGGCAGCUAACUACUACUUCUCAUUCCUGGUCCUUCAAGCCUUGUCAAUAAGUUCAAGCUCAAUUCUACAGACGAUUCGCCUGCUGAACUUCUAUGUCUUCGCAUCGGUCAACACUCCUGACGAUGUUUUUGGAAAGUUGAGCUUUACAUGGAGAACUCGAAUCGGAUCAAACAUACCUUGGUACACAACAUUCGCUGUCAUUGGAAUGGUUUACUCCGUUAUCGCCCCACUCAUGCUGGUUUUCAUGUUGAUUACAUUCAGCCUCUUCUAUCUCGUCAUCAAAAACAAUAUCCUGUAUGUCAUUCGGACAGGAGACGUCGACAGUGGUGGAGUAUGGUUUCCAAGUGCAAUCAACCAGACCUUCACAGGGUUAUACUUCAUGGAAGUUUGCUUGAUCGGCUUAUUCUUCCUUGUCCGUGACGCAAAAAACAAUGUUGCAUGUGAGGCUCAAGGCAUCAUCAUGGCCAUUGUGUUCGUCCUAACGAUCAUGUAUCAAAUCUGGUUGACACUCCACUUCAACGGACUUUUCAGGUUCGCUCCUCUACAACUAACCAGCGAGACGCUUUUACAGUCCAACGAGCCUCAGACACCGAUCAGAGCAUCGGACGUGGACGAAGAUCGCCCGAUGAGCGACGAGACCGUAGCAGCCAAAGAGAGAGACUCCGAAAUUGCGGGGAAAAGUGAUAGUCGUCCCGAACAGACUGGUGAAGUUGAGAAGGUUGAAAAGUUUCCAAAGCCCCCUUUCUUGGAUGAAGUGCGACGCACGUCAUCAAGAUCAUUGACGGCAGAACAGAGGUCCCGGCGUGGAACACUUAUGGAAGAGCAAAAGGAGCAUGACAAGCAUCAAGCAAAGCGGAUCCUAGCCCGGUUGAACCGACCUCUCGACGAAGCUAGGCUUGCUCAACUCGAGUCGGGACUCGUACGAGCUGAAGCAUAUGCCAGCAACGCUUUGAUCCCACGCAAACGCGAAAUUAUAGCGUUGAUGAUGAACGAUCCAAUCAGUAAAAUCAUCAUGCAGCACAAUGAUGACUUGGAAGCUCUCACGACGGAAGAACGAGACAUGUUGGUCAGUGUUGCAUUUACACAUCCUGUAUUGCGAGAACCUAUGCCGAGCGUAUGGAUUCCCAGGGACGAUGUCGCGGUCAGUGAUGAUGAAGUCCAAAGAACAAGGGCGCUGAGCCGUUACAUUGCAAUCGGAAACAGGGGCGCAUUCUUCAACAGAAAGUUGAAGGUGAAGAUCGACAAACCACCACCAGAUAUGAGCGUGGACGUUUUGAAGGCCAACGAUGAGAUCUCGUUUGCCAAUAGCCCAACAUUCAAGCCGUCGGCUGGGAAUGUGCACGGGAUCACGUAUUACUCUCCUCUCGAUGCCGUGGGCCGUGGAGUUCCGAUCUUGACCCACUCAGGAAGUCACAAACAUAUACGAAACGAUGCUCUGAACAUCUAUGAUAUCACCUUCAAUUCGAUCCUGUUGCGAGACUACAACUGUGCCAAAGAAGUGAAGAACAGGAAUGACUAUGGGUCCUCUACAGUUGGCUCGGCCCUAGCGACUUCGGCCGCUAUGAUAGCAGGUCUAGCGUAUCUGAAUGCUCGAUGGAGCAUUCCUGUUGAUUUACACGUAAUGAGAAGCAGGCUCUCUGCAGCGGGGACCUUGAGUACAAGAGAGAAAACUGGUAUGAUGAACUCCUUUUGUCUGCUGGAAGAAUACGCCAACCAUCACCAAAUCCAGGUCCAGAUCUUCAUCGUGUUUGAGGAACGGACGUGGACCUUCCGAGAAACUGGUGCAAUUGGCGAUGUUGGGCUACUGGGUAGAUUGUCGGUGGUGACAACUCAGGCGAUCGUUGAGCUGGAUUGGGAAACCGAAGAGCCUCGCAAGGAUCCAAUUACUGGGUUCUGUACCCGGGUCACCCCUGAGGAACCAGGUGAGCUUCUCUGUGCAGUCAACGCAAAUGACAUUAUUGCAACAUAUUCAGGUUAUUGGGGCAACUCCAAGGCGAGUAAUGCAAAGGUCUGGCGAGAUGUAUUUCGCCCUGGCGACGCGUGGUUUCGUACUGGUGAUGUCCUUCGUCUGGACGACAACGGGACACUUUGGUUCUCUGAUCGGAUUGGUGACACAUUUCGCCGGCAAAGAUUUGCUGCACUGUUGCUGCGGGACAUAUCGAGUCCGGAUACGCCGGUGCCAGAAGCUACUCUUCAGAGUAUCGCAACAUUGGCUCAUCAAAAGCUUCCCAAGUAUGCGGUCCCCAUGUUACUGAGAGUGGUGACUGAGGUCAUCGUCACCGGAACUAAUAAACAACAGAAGUUUACCCUGAGAAAGAAGGAGUAG
This is a messenger RNA of Exophiala bonariae, 4128 nucleotides long. RefSeq lists its product as uncharacterized. Gene Ontology annotation, molecular function: calcium-activated cation channel activity. The record is from RefSeq and is a predicted model, not a curated record. The coding region runs from base 1 to 4128 and encodes 1375 amino acids. Lineage: Eukaryota; Fungi; Ascomycota; Eurotiomycetes; Chaetothyriales; Herpotrichiellaceae. The transcript has 6 exons. Gene Ontology annotation, cellular component: plasma membrane.